AUCCAUCUCAGUCAAGGCACGAAAUCCCUCAGCUGAAAUAUGACAUGGUGUUUGACGACUGGUGAUACAAGAAGGAGAUAGGUAAUCCUCGAAUAACCCUAAUAGAGCAGGAGAUUAAAUACAAGCUACUCUUAAAGAUGAGAAAGGAACUCAGCCAGGAAAUCUCAACAAAAUAGAGAUCUUCACAAUAAAGAGACCAGAGGUAGGGCCAAGAAAAUGGAAAAAUGGCUCACAAGGAAAAAGCGUGAGUUGUCCCAGAAAUAAAAAGAUGCAGAAAUCUACAAAUGCUUUGAAGAGAAUACAAGACCGAGACAGAAAGGAAAUGAACAAGAAAGCUUUCAACAAAUGGCUCAGGAAGUCAAUGGGAGACCUAAAGCUAGAGAGACGGAAGACGAAAGAGAUUCAAAGAGAGAAGCAGAAUGACAAUCUUGAACGUCAACAGGAACAGAAGAAAAUUCAAAGUGAAAUAGCAUUCAAGCAAUGGGUUAAAGGCAAACGUAUUCAGAAGAGUAAGGAAAAGAAAGUAAAUCGAGAUUUGUCUCAAUAAAAAUCUCUCAAAGGAAAGCUG
Molecule: messenger RNA, 568 nt
Organism: Moneuplotes crassus
Lineage: Eukaryota; Ciliophora; Spirotrichea; Euplotida; Euplotidae
Source: the annotation of a GenBank genome assembly